Molecule: messenger RNA, 6243 nt
Organism: Anoplopoma fimbria (sablefish)
Lineage: Eukaryota; Metazoa; Chordata; Actinopteri; Perciformes; Anoplopomatidae
Gene: ccdc186
Product: coiled-coil domain-containing protein 186
Exons: 16
Coding region: 158-3202 (1014 amino acids)
Biological process (GO): vesicle cytoskeletal trafficking
Cellular component (GO): trans-Golgi network
Molecular function (GO): small GTPase binding
Source: RefSeq, a predicted model, not a curated record
UGUGUCAUAUGAAAGUGACUUGUUUGGGGGGGCUAUCAGCUGGGAAGGUGGACAUCCCCAAAAGUUGUCUCUUUUCUCCGCGUCGAACAUCACCAUGGAGUAUCCUCAUCCUAUUUGAACCAGAGAGGGACAGCCUGGUCCUGCGUCAGAUACACACAUGAUGGAAGGAUCAGAGGUUGAGUCGGUGAAUCAGCCCCACAACAGCAAAUCUGACGUAAAAGAGGAGGAAGAAAUAUUUCUCAACACUGCAGAUGUGGCAGAACCAUGCAGUCAGGCAGAAGAUGAAGCAGAGCCUGACAGUGAUUUAAUCAGUACUACGACAGAUGUACUGACAGGCUUAAAGACAAAGUCGGAAGUUCAAACAUGCAGUCAGGAACAUGUAGAGGCGAGUGCGAUGGAUGCUGAUGAAAGCUGUGAUAGCAGUGCAGUUCCCAUGGAUGGCGGGAAACCUUCGCUUUCAGAUGAGGCUGGUGGAGCUUUAGUAGCCCCCGUCACCACUUUGGAUGAUGUGGUAGAAAGCUCUCCUUCUGUUCUUGAAGGAACAACAGAAACCUUGUUGACUUUUGAUGAAGUGAAGGAUUCUCAUGCCUCAACUCCAAACAGCAACGAGCAGCCAUCAGUCCUGAUUAGAAAUUGUUCCCCAGAGCCAUCGCCUGCUGAUAGUAGUGGUUCAGCUGAGAGUCCAUCAUCCUUCUCCGUCCAAAACGCUUCCAAAAACUCCCCUACCGACUCGACAACCACCUCCGGGUUCUGCAAUGGCCCUUCUACCCCCGGUUCCGACACUGUCAGCUCCUCCCUCGCUUCCAGUCCGCAAACCAGUGCCAACACCUCAGCCGCCUCACAUUCUAUGUCAAGUCCAUAUGACACUGACUGCAGCCGAAAGCUUAUCUCACAAAUCCAGCGAUCCUUGUCACAGGAGUCACUGCUGGAUGAGCUAGAGUCAGAGCUGUUGGCUUGUCAGCUGCCUAAGGGGGAAAGUGGAGGUGAGAGGAAAGGGAGCCCACCCGUCAAUGGACUCCCAACAGACCAAGAGGACUGCAUGUUGGUCUUUGACAAGUGUGUGCAAUUCAAGUAUGCACAGCAGGAGAAGUCUAUUCACAGGCUGCUUGAGGAGAACAAGAGGCACCAGGAGCUGAUUCUGGGUAUCUGUUCAGAGAAGGACAACAUGAGGGAAGAGCUGAAAAAGAGGGCAGAGACAGAAAAGCAGCACAUGGCCACCAUUAAAAAGUUGGAGGGCAGGGUGGAGGAGCUGCUGAAAGAACUUAAGGAGUCGCGGGAUAAGCUGAUUCACCAGGACCAGGCAGCAAAGGCUGCCCUCCAGCAGAUGCAGAAGGACAUGUCUUACAGGCUUGAACAGGUCGGCAAGAAGUGUGACGAGGCACGCCAAGAGAAGGAGACCAUGGUGAUGAAAUAUGUGCGGGGGGAGAAAGAGGCCCUCGACCUGAGGCGAGAUAAGGAAGGUUUGGAGAAGAGGCUGAGGGAAGCCACCAAGGAGGUCGACCGCCAGGCCCUCAGAGGAAACCAGCUGGCUCAGGAUAAAGGUCGUCUGCAGCAGCUGUAUGAUGCGAAGGAUGGCGAGGUGAGCAGGUUGACUCGAGAGGUGGAAAAGCUGAAGGAGGAAAUCAACUCUCAUCUCAUCAAGGUCAAAUGGGCCCAGAACAAACUAAAGAGUGAGGCGGAUGCACACAAGGAAUCUAAAGACAAACUGAGAGAGACCACUUCCAAGUUGGCCCAGGCCAGAGAAGAGACUGAACAGAUCCGCAAGAACUGCCAGGACAUGAUCCGCACAUACCAGGAAUCGGAGGAAAUCAAGUCCAAUGAGUUGGAUGCUAAACUUAGGGAGACCAAAGGACAGCUGGAGAAACACAGGCAGGAACAAACAGACCAAUUAGAGGUGCACCGAGUGAAGGCCAAAGAGCUGGAUGACCUGAAAAGGAGUUACAAAGAGGGCAUGGAUGAGCUCAUUACCCUACGAACCAAGUUAAAGUGUCUAGAAGACGAGCGUCCACGCUGGGAGGACGAGCUGAACAAGUACAGGGAGAUCAUCAACCGGCAGAAAGCUGAGAUCGGCCGCCAGAGAGAAAAGCUGGAAGAGAUCACGGCGCUCCAGGAGCAGCAUGAACGUGAUAAACAGGAGGUCACGUCUCUUCGUGAGGAAGUGGACAGCCUGUCCAGCCUGAUGACCGACCUCCAGCGUGAUGUACAAGGCAGCAGGGAGCGUGAGGCUGAGUUACUGGGCUUCACUGAGAAGCUGAGCAGCAAGAACGCCCAGCUCCAGUCAGAGAGCAACUCACUGCAGUUUCAGUUGGAUCAGCUCAACAGCAGCUUCACUGAGCUCCAAGCAAAGCUGGAGGAGACCAACCGGCUACUAGAUGACAAGUCAUGGCUGCUGAGACAGGAAGAGGUGCUGAGGCAGCAGGAGGUGCAGGGCCUGCAGGAGGAGCGGGCAGCAUUGCAGACAGAAGUGGCUCAGCUAAAAACCAGAGUUGAAGAGCUGAGGGAUGAGCUGGUGACUCAGAAAAGGAAACAAGCAGCCAACAUCAAAGACCUCACAAAACAACUAACACAAGCCCGUAAGAGACUGGAGCAGGUUGAGAAUGGAGGAUGCGACCGGGAUGUCAGCAGUAUGGGCAGUCGCUCAAGUUCCUCAGGUACUGCUCCUGGAUUUGGCUCCUUGAAUGUACGCCAUGGUGGGAGCACUGGUGUUGAAGAGCGGUCACCAGAGAGCCAGUCCGGUCCCUCAGUGGUCAUCGUGGACAGCUUCCCAGAGGUCGACAAGACCGUGCUGGUGGACCGCAUUGUCCGUCUGCAAAAGGCCCUGGCUCGCAAGCAGGAAAAAAUAGAGUUCAUGGAGGACCACAUCAAGCAACUGGUGGAGGAGAUCCGCAAAAAGACCAAAAUUAUUCAGAGCUAUGUGCUAAGAGAGGAGACAGGGGCCCUCUCAUCAGAGGCGUCGGACAUUAACAAAGCCCAUCUGAGCCGGCGGGGAGGCAUCAUGGCUUCGCUUUACAGCUCCCACCCGGCGGACAGCGGGCUGACCCUGGACCUGUCGCUGGAGAUCAACAGGAAGCUGCAGGCUGUGUUGGAGGACACACUGCUGAAGAACAUUACUCUGAAGGAGAAUCUGCAGACUCUGGGGUCCGAGAUCGAGAGGCUCAUAAAACAGCAGAGAGAUCCUGAGGAUGGAGUAAGGAGGAAGUGACAAAACCGGGAAAGAAGAAAUAAAGGACCAAUAUCUACUUAAGGAACCUCCAACCAAGCAUCUUUGAAGGGACAGGAAAAUGUAAGAUGUGCACACACGGUCAUUCCCCCAACACACGAAGGAGCAAAUGGAAUGUCGUAAGAGCCAGUAGCACCUCAGACCUCUUGAACUCUGUCCGUUUGGAGAACGUGUCUGAACUUACUUGAACUGUUGUUAUUCCAUCCACAUUGUACCACCUUCCGCCAACACAACAGAUCUUCCUCUGGCUAACGUCCGUCUCCUCUGAGCCUUGCCAAGAAAAAAAAAAACUCUUCAGGCCAGUUGCUUCAAGCUUGAAAGUCUAACUGUCCUGUAAACUAAUUGAUGCCAUAAUUAUGAAUGUAUAGCAAAGUCUACCAGGGAAGAAGUUAAAAAAUGACAAACACUGAUUUGUUCAGUAAUUUCUCCUAUAAAAAAAGACAUUUGUUCCCUCACAGCUCUUGUCCGCAGUCCAGUUAGUAAACUGAAACAAGAUUAUCGCCGCCCAGCAUGCUCUCUGCUUGUAUCCGGAUGUUCGUCUGCCCAAUAAAUAAGCCAAAUGUAUUUUUGAAAAGCUGCUUCUUCAGCUUGACAAAACAGCACUCCAAGAAGUAAAAGUGAAGAAAAAAAAAAAACAGCCUGGGCUAGUUGGGGAUCUUGUGUGCCACAUGGGCAUUUUUCAGCAACUUUUGCGCCGCACAGCACUUACAUCCCGAGCUGGUGAAGCGAGGUGCCUCGCAUCAGCAGACCCAAACAUCUGUGUGACGCCGGUGCUAGACUGAUGGAAGCAGACUGCUUUCUUUGCAAUGUUUAAUGCAGCCAACAGCACUAUGCCAUCAGCGUAGAAGUAUCCUAAUGUUGAGCUGUGUAAGAAAAAAUCUAUGACAAAAUAUAAUAUCAUGUUACGGUUGAAAUGUAGAGCUGGUCUUGAGUUUGGCCAUUUUGAAUGUGAUUUCUUUUUUUCUUUCUUUUAUUUUCAUAGUUUCUUGGCUUAACAUUUAAGUUUUAUUUGUCUGUUUAUCCAUUUUUAUUUUUUUAUCAUGCAUAUUCACCUAACGCUUUCUUUACGUUUUCCUUUGCUUUUAAUUUAAAAUAAUGAAUCCCUAGAAUAUUUUUGCCUUUCCUUCACUAAUCUGUUUGAUUAGUAGCAACUGGCAACGAUUACUCUUAAUCAGACAGGAGCAUCUAAAGCUGUUUGUUUCAGCCUCCUUUUAAAAAGUGGUUUGUGAGCAUCAUUGGCAUUCCUGAUAUCAAACCCUGGACACAGAGAUGCUAACCGCUCUGUAGAAGCUUUCUUUGCACCGUGUGCACAAUAUGAUCCGGUGAGAGGAAAAAGACUCAAAUGUUCCGGUCAUCCUAUCACGCUUCUCUUUCUUUUUCUAGUGUCACUGAGUCCGUUGAAGUAAAUCAAUUAUAGAAGAAAGAAAGACUGGAGAUCUGUAGCUGUAGCUCAGGAAAGACGAUGGAACCUACAGAAAUAUAUCCAGGGACAAAGUGCAAUGCCGUUCCUUUCAGUGAUUUCUUUUUUGUUUUUAUUUCCAUCUUGUCUUUUUGUUUUGUUCUGAAUGUUUGUGCGCCAGUAUACUGUUUAAUAUGUCUGUUUUUUUUUUUUUUUUUUUUGCUUGUGUACGUGCGACACGCGACUGUGCAGGAAUAUUUUGUGUCCAACGUUUGUGCGUGUGAGGCUGCGUACGUGGCUGCAUGUGUGCUUUUUUUUUUUAUAACCUCUCAAGCUUUUGUGUUUACACCUUGUGUGAAUGCUUCAGCUGUCAGAGCUUAUAGGAUUUCACUAGAUUGUCGAUGAAGUUCUGUGUCAUCUCGAAGGAGCACUGGUGCAUUUAGUUAUUUGCAUUAAGAACAGAGUCUGUCAGCCACACAAACACCUGCAGCUUCUGGCUCUCAUUCACAGAUGUUCAGUCUACAGUGCAUAUAGUAUGAAGGAUAUGAAGUAGGCAACUAGCUUUAUUCAACAAUGCUAAAGUUUCCUUGGUCUUUAUUUGAUCUGAUUGCAGAAGCUUUCACAAAGCAUAAGCAUCUAUCUCUUUAUUUCCCAAAUCAGAAAACAGGCUUUUAUGGGUCAUGAAUGAUGACAGGUUGAUCCCCUCCCAAUACACCCUGAGGCUAUGUUGAAAUGGCCCACUUUGUGAAUAGAGAUGAGAGUUUCCUUGAUUGAAGUCAUAGAGUUCUUAAUGCCUUGCUCGGCGUUUGAUGUACAUCUGCAUUUAUUUAAUCAAUAAAAGAUUUCUUUGCAAGGUGGGAUCAGCAUGACGGCACACCUGGAGAUCCAUCUUGAUUCUCCUCUAUUGAAACUUAGUAACCUUUUAACCUCCAAAAGGUUUAGAGAGGUUGCACUUUUAUCACUUAACAUUAAGGGUUUCUGUUUCUACCAAGGCAGAUGAUUAUUUCAAAACUAAAGGAAUCUGGAUAAUUUGCAUAUUAAACAAUGCAAAAAUGAGCUGCUUGCUGCUGAAUAGGUGAAAAAUCAUAGUUGUUUGUGUUGUUGCUUUACAGUCCGUUUCUGGGACAGACGUAAAAUACAACAUAUGCAAAUCAUUGCAUAGGAUAUCUUAAUUAAUUCCUCAUAAUUCUCAGAGGCAUGCUAAUACGCUUCUUCUGUGUGGGUCACAGCGUGUCUCCUGUCCUGAUCAUGCUGAUCCAAGAUUUCACACAUUUCCACAACCUUGAAACGAAGCCAUGCUGCAGCAUUGUGUGAAUAAAUGAUUCAUAUUUCACUAUAAGGAUAUGAUGAAAUGGAGUUUAGUGUGUUUGUGUUAAAAGGGACGUGUGAGGUGUGUCAAAAUGUGAGAUUUAAAUUGGAAGUUUGUCAUUUUCCCUCCUGCUGUGCAAUGAUUUCCCCCGCCCUGUUUAGUGGAAUAUUCAAACUGUGAUUAUAUUAUACAUUUGUAAAUAUGUCAUUCUGUAAAAGGAUUAUGAGACGUUUUUAAAAAAAAAAAAAAACUGAUUCUGGAUUAUGUUUGUAUAUAUGGUGUUUCCAGGGAAUAAAAAGAGAUGAGUCCUUGCUU